Messenger RNA from Eruca vesicaria subsp. sativa (arugula), 1579 nucleotides. NCBI's taxonomy places the organism in Eukaryota, Viridiplantae, Streptophyta, Magnoliopsida, Brassicales, Brassicaceae. The record is from the annotation of a GenBank genome assembly.
AGAAGACCAAAAGACAAAGCCACCAACCCCCACCAACUCUAUUUCCUCCUCCUUUUAAACCUACCUCUCAUUCAUUUCUCUUCUGCUUCGACGAUCAUCAUGGCGUCUUCUCUCACAUCCAAAUCCCUUCUCGGAUCCACCAAACCCGGUUCUUCUUCUCUCUCUCCGGAGCUCCGUCGUCUCUCGUCUCCCGCCGUUCAGAUCUCAAUCCGAACCCAAACCAAGAAGAAACUCCAGAUACAAGCUACUGGGAGCUCAUACGGUACUCAUUUUCGGGUUUCCACCUUUGGAGAAUCACAUGGAGGAGGUGUUGGUUGUAUAAUCGAUGGUUGUCCUCCUCGGAUUCCACUCUCUGAAUCUGAUUUGCAAUUCGAUCUUGAUAGGAGGAGGCCCGGUCAGAGCCGGAUCACGACUCCUAGAAAAGAGACUGAUACUUGCCGGAUAUCUUCUGGAGUCUCCGAAGGAAUGACCACAGGAACACCUAUCCAUGUGUUUGUGCCUAACACAGAUCAGAGAGGACUUGAUUACAGUGAAAUGUCGGUUGCCUAUAGGCCAUCUCAUGCAGAUGCAACUUAUGACAUGAAGUAUGGUGUCAGAUCAGUACAGGGUGGUGGAAGAUCUUCGGCAAGAGAGACCAUUGGAAGAGUUGCUCCUGGAGCUUUGGCCAAGAAAAUUUUGAAGCAAUUUGCAGGAACUGAGAUUCUUGCCUAUGUCUCUCAAGUCCACCAGGUUGUACUUCCAGAGGAUUUAGUAGACCACGAGAAUUUGACGCUUGAACAGAUAGAAAACAACAUCGUCAGGUGCCCUAAUCCCGAGUAUGCUGAAAAGAUGAUAGCUGCUAUUGAUGCUGUGAGGACUAAAGGGAACUCUGUUGGUGGUGUUGUGACCUGCAUCGUUAGGAAUGCUCCACGUGGGCUUGGAACACCGGUUUUCGAUAAACUUGAAGCAGAACUUGCAAAAGCUUGUAUGUCGUUACCUGCAACAAAGGGUUUUGAGUUUGGAAGUGGCUUCUCAGGUACGUUCUUGACUGGUCUUGAACACAAUGAUGAGUUCUAUACUGAUGAAAACGGAAGAAUCCGGACAAAAACAAACCGGUCCGGUGGAAUUCAGGGAGGGAUAUCAAAUGGUGAGAUAAUAAACAUGAGAGUAGCCUUCAAGCCAACAUCUACAAUUGGAAGGAAGCAAAAUACUGUAACCAGAGAUAAGAAAGAAACUGAGAUGAUUGCACGUGGACGUCAUGAUCCUUGUGUUGUUCCACGAGCUGUGCCAAUGGUGGAAGCAAUGGUGGCUUUAGUUCUUGUGGACCAGUUGAUGGGCCAAUAUGCACAGUGCCAUUUGUUCCCGAUAAACCCAGAGCUGCAGGAGCCUCUUCGGACAGCUUCUCCUGUCGGGCUCGAGCAGCCGCAAAAUGCUGCUGCUUUGUAAGCAAAACUCGAGAAGAUAAAGUGAGAGAAGCUUGGUUUUUGUUGUGUGAUUAUCUUGAAUAAAAACAUUUAAAUUUUUGUAAGAUUAUGAUCUAUUCUAUUUCUGUAUCCUGCUUUUCAUUCUGUUAUAUCAAUCAAAACUAUUUUCUACGGUA